AUGGCCAGAAGACGCAAUGCUGUUGCAGCAGCAGCAGCGGCGGCGGCGGCGGCUGCUACCUUGGUCACUACCGCAGCAUCAUCCAUGGCCGCAACGCCAGGAGGAAGCGAGAUCGUCGGAUCCUCGGCUGUCUCUGGCAUGAUGAUGUUCAACAGCGCUCCGGGCAAGGUGGUCAUCCUCGACAAGACCCAGGGAAACGCAGCUCGUAUUAACGGUCAUCCUGCAUGGGGUCAAGAGUGGGACACCGACGCUCGUACGGGACGUCUGAUGAACGUCAUCACCAACACCUUCUGCGCCGGUGGAAUGUCGCUCGGCAACGGCACCUGGGCCUCGUUUGGAGGCAAUGAGAACGUCGGGCUAGGCGGAAAUAUGACCACACCACGUUUCACCACCACCGCGCCAUACUACGAUGGAGACGGCGGUCCUGCAGCUCGUUUCUACACACCCAACGCGCAGGACAAUUCCGACUGGGACGAUGGCGCCCACUACAUGCAGAAGCGCAGAUGGUAUCCCACCGUAGAGGCUCUCGGCGACGGCACGCUCUGGAUUGGCGGUGGUGAGGACUACGGUGGAUACGUUGCGGACGCAGGACAGAACCAGCCCAACUUCGAAUACUGGCCGCCAAGAGGAGAUGCCAUCAACAUGGACUUUCUCACCCAGACGCUGCCCAUGAACCUGUACCCGCUGGCAUGGCUCAUGAAGUCCGGUCUGUUGUUUGUCCAGGCGGGUCAAGAUGCAAUCCUGUACAGCCUCGACUCGAACUCGGUUGCGAAGGGUCUUCCGUCCACUUCUGGGCCCAUGAAGGUGUACCCCGCCUCGGCGGGUGUGGCGAUGCUGCCCAUGACACCAGCCAACAACUACACGCAGGAGGUGCUCUUCUGUGGUGGUGUGCAGCGACCGCUCAACGAGUGGGGCAAUGGUGGCGGCCCUCUGUACAACCCGCUCAACACGCCGGCGAGCAAAGUAUGCGAGCGCAUCACACCUGAGGCGGCCAACCCGACGUGGGAGCAGGAUGACGAUUUGAUCAACGGUCGAUCCAUGGGAACGUUCAUCUACCUGCCGGACGGAAAGCUGUGGUUCGGUCAAGGUGUUCGCAUGGGCACAGGAGGCUAUUCAGGACAGCCCUACAACAAGAACCUUGGCAUCUCUUUGGGCGACCAGCCGGACUACCAACCGAUGCUGUACGACCCUAAUGCUCCUAGGGGCUCGCGCUUCUCGAUUGCCGGACUGUCGCAGAUGCAGGUGCAGCGAAUGUACCAUUCCACCGCGAUCCUGCUUGAGGAUGGCUCGAUUCUCACCGCGGGUUCUAAUCCCAACGCCGACGUGGCGUUCAACAAUGCAGCGAACUACACCAACACCGAGUAUCGCCUCGAGCAGUGGUAUCCGUUGUGGUACAACCAGCCGAGACCGACGCAGCUCAACGUGACUCAGCUUGCGUACGGAGGUGGCUCGUUUGAUGUUGCACUCUCGAGCUCGGAUCUGUCCAACAAUAUCACGAACAUCAAGACGGCCAAGGUGGUGGUGAUACGUUCGGGCUUUGCGACGCACGGUGUCAACUUUGGGCAGCGGUACCUGGAGCUCAACUCGACGUACACUGCCAACCAGGACGGAAGCGUCGGGGGAACGCUGCACGUGUCCAACAUGCCGCCCAACUCGAACAUCUUCCAACCGGGUCCGGCGAUGGCGUUCCUUGUAGUGGAUGGCGUGCCCUCCAAGGGUCAGCAUGUGAUGAUCGGAACGGGCCAGUUGGGCAAUCAAAAUGUGGUGGCUUCGACAACGCUGCCGGCCUCGCAGGAUCCCCCGGCGCCCAAGAGCACCAGCACUUCCAAGAGCAACGGCUCCGGAUCGGGCGGCGCGAAUGGUUCCACAAGUUCACUGUCAGGUGUGCCGAAUGGUGCCGUUGCUGCGACAGCAGGUAUGGGUGCCAGCGUUGCUAUGGCAAUGACAAUGGCCAUGACAGCGGUGCUCUCGUCUGCGCUACUGUUUGCUUGA
Molecule: messenger RNA, 1992 nt
Organism: Sporisorium graminicola
Lineage: Eukaryota; Fungi; Basidiomycota; Ustilaginomycetes; Ustilaginales; Ustilaginaceae
Exons: 1
Coding region: 1-1992 (663 amino acids)
Source: RefSeq, a predicted model, not a curated record